Messenger RNA from Corylus avellana, 624 nucleotides. Lineage: Eukaryota; Viridiplantae; Streptophyta; Magnoliopsida; Fagales; Betulaceae. The record is from RefSeq and is a predicted model, not a curated record.
UUUGGAGCACUUCAUUCGCUACCAAUUAACCGACUUUCAUUCAUCUCCAUCUCCUGCUAGAGAAGGAUCCCACUACCAUGGAUUUGACUACAUUCCAGUACUGGUCUUCACUGCUUUUCAUCUCGGUAGUAGGCAUUGUUGUGUUUCCUGCAAUGGUGGCUUCAAUUGGGGUAAACUACGGCCAAAUAGCCAACAAUCUGCCGUUACCACAGAACAUAGUGCCGCUUGUCAAAUCAAUUGGAGCCACAAAGGUAAAACUAUACAACGCAGAUCCACGGGUGCUCAAAGCAUGCAUUUGCCAACACCGGCGUGAAAUUCAUAGUGGGUCUGGGGAACAAGUACUUGGCGAAGAUGAAGGACCCGGACAAGGCCCGAGCUUGGGUCAAGACCAACGUCCAGGCCUUUCUCCCCACGACUAAAAUCACCGCCAUCUUUGUCGGCAACGAAGUCCUCACUUUCAACGAUAGUUCCCGUGCCCUCACGGGAAACCUCCUUCCGGCGAUGCGGAACGUGCACACUGCGCUUGUGAACCUGGGUUUGGACAAGCAAGUGAGCGUGACCACCGCACACUCGUUGGCCAUUCUGCAGACCUCGAACCCACCAUCCGCCGGAGCUUUUCGCCGG